UGACAUAACAUAACCUAAAAAAAGUUUCCACUAUAACCUUAAAUAUUGUUUGUUUUCAUGUCAGAAGUAAGUGUUUAACUUUGUUUUUAUAAUUAUGACUGAGACUAAUGAUACGAAACAUGAAAUCGAAACUGAAUCAACAGAAAACACAGCUCUCAAGGAGGAAUAUGCUUACUUAGAUCGAGGUGGUUUUUCUUCAGAGAAAUUUAAGAUUGAACUUCGGGGACUUCCAAAGUUUUAUGGCAUAGCAGAAUUAAAGAAAUUAAUGAAUCAAAAACUAGGCUUGAACACAAGUAAAAUUAAACGUCCUAAAAAUGGAAGUCAUUGGCUAUUUGCAUGUUUCCAAAAUGAAGAGGAAAGGUUAAAAGCUAUAACAGCACUUAAUGGAUUUUCAUGGAAAGGUAAAAAACUCAUAGCUGAAGUUGCAAAGCCUGCUCCGGAUCCUCUAGUCAGAAAGAGGAAGUUGGAGGAAGAGGGAACUGGUUCUGAUAAGAAGGGAGUUGAAGAUAAUAAGAGUCAGGAAGAGAGAUUGAAAGAUGCUACUAUACCUUAUUGGAAUAUACCAUAUGAAGAACAGUUAAAACUCAAAGAGAAGGAAAUAAGAAAUAUUCUUAUGAAAUAUGAUAAUGAAAUAUGGAAAAUCAAUAAAGAAAGACGGGAUGAAAUAGAAGCCAAACGUAAACUGCACAAUGGAUUAAGUUUUGAUUUGAAACCUAUAGUACCAUCACCGGUGACAGAGGGGUAUCGGAAUAAAUGUGAAUUCACUGUUGGCAUUGAUGAUGAAACUAAGAAGCCUACAGUUGGUUUCAGACUGGGCAGUUACGUCACAGGCACCGUUGGCGUUGCCCCGAUACAAUCGUUAAAUCAUAUUUCAGAGCAGACAAAGAAAGCUGUCUUGAUAUUCCAAGAGUUUGUGAGGAGGUCGAAUUUGGCGCCAUUUUCACCCGCCGACUACUCCGGGUAUUGGAGAUAUCUGACAGUGAGGCAUUCCAAGUUCAAUGGAGAUAUAAUGCUGAUCAUUGCUCUGCACCCACAGAAUUUAACAACAGAUGAAUUGGAGAAACUGAAAACAGAUUUAAAAGAACAUUUUAGUUCUGAAGAAUCUACAGCAUGUGGGAUAAAGUCUAUAUGUUACGAAUUAAUUAUUAAAAAACGUGUUGGUGAAGACGGUCCUAAGCCAAUACAUCUGAUGGGUUCAACUCACAUCAUUGAUGUUAUCUUAGGAAGGCAAUUCAGGAUAUCACCUGAAGCAUUCUUUCAGGUAAAUACAGCGGGUGCAGAAAUAUUGUAUCAAAAUGCGAUAGAUUUAAGUCAAACGACAAAUGAUUCUACUGUAAUUGAUAUAUGCUGUGGCACUGGAACCAUUGGCUUGUGCUUUGCAAAGCAUUGCGGCCGCGUGCUUGGCGUGGAGUUAGUAGCAGAGGCGGUUCGCGACGCGCGCGCUAACGCGGAGCUGAACGCGGCGGAUAACUGCGAGUUCUUCUGCGGACGCGCCGAGGAUGCGCUGCCUUCGGUGAUGGCGCGCGCAGGAGGAGAACAGCUUGUCGCGUUACUUGACCCGCCGCGCGCUGGACUGCAUAUGCGAGCUAUAACACAACUACGGAACACGAAGAAAGUGAAACGUUUGAUAUACAUAUCGUGUAGCCCGGCGUCGGCUGUUAAGAACUUCGUGGAUUUAGCACGCGCGUCUUCUAAGACCCUGCGAGGCGCGCCAUUCACACCGGUACGAGCUGUGCCGGUUGACAUGUUCCCGAACACCAAACAUGUCGAGCUGGUCGUACUCUUCGAAAGAGAAAGCGAUACUACUCAAAAAUCUCCCGACGAAGAAAAUGUAAAUAUAACAAUGGAGGACAAUAAAGAGAUAAAAAGCGAGGAUCCACAGAACUCCGAAGCAGUAGUAGAUGUAAAUAUGGUUAAUAAUGAAACAUGACUAAUAUAAAUUGUAAUGAAUCAAUUGUUGGUAGACAACAUUAUUUUUUUACUAUAUAAAUGAU
Messenger RNA from Papilio polytes (common Mormon), 1994 nucleotides. RefSeq names its product tRNA (uracil-5-)-methyltransferase homolog A. Gene Ontology annotation, biological process: RNA processing. Lineage: Eukaryota; Metazoa; Arthropoda; Insecta; Lepidoptera; Papilionidae. The record is from RefSeq and is a predicted model, not a curated record. The transcript has 11 exons. Gene Ontology annotation, molecular function: RNA methyltransferase activity; nucleic acid binding. Bases 95 to 1930 code for a protein of 611 amino acids.